AUGGCAGGUGAUGAAGAGACACGUGAUGCUCCGAUUUCAUCUCAGGAAGAACACAACCAUAUGCAAAUCUUUGAAAAAAACAGCUCAAGCCAUGAUAUUCAAAAUAUCCCAAACAAGCAAAUUGUGUCAGUUAUGGAAUCUCAAGAAGAGAAAAUUGGGAAUCAGCAAAUUGUUUGUAUUGGCCAACACACAGAACCAGAUCUUUCAAUGACAGAAGUGCAGCAAGAUGAGCCUAAAUCCCUUCAGACCACAUCACCACCAUUUCAAGCUUCCAACCAGCCACUAGCAAGGUUAAGGGUUGGAAAAUAUCAAAAAUCUAGGAUGGCGGACUGCUUAGAAGCAUUUCCCAGACAGAUAUCGGAGGCAAACAAGAGUCUCAUAAGAGAAGUAGAGCUUUGA
Messenger RNA from Striga asiatica, 399 nucleotides. NCBI's taxonomy places the organism in Eukaryota, Viridiplantae, Streptophyta, Magnoliopsida, Lamiales, Orobanchaceae. The record is from the annotation of a GenBank genome assembly.